AUGUCGGAUCGGCAGCCGUCGGAGGAGCCGGAGGAGCAGGUGGACCUGGAGGGGGACGACGACGGCAUGGACGACGACGACGGCGGGUACCGCCGCCGCAGCAGCCGGGACGACUCGGAGGAGCCCGAUGAGGACGACGACAAUGACGAGCGCCACGGCGACGGCGACGGCCGCGGGGACGACGACGCCGGGAUGGAGCCGGAGCCGGCCGGAGGAGGCGGCGGAAAAGGCGGGGACGAGACGGGCAAGGGGGCCGACGCCGCCGCGGGUAGCGGGCCCGAGGACGAGGAGGAGAGGAGCAAGUGGGACGAACUGCUCGCCCUGCCGCCCCAUGGCUCCCAGGUCUUCAUUGGCGGCCUGCCCCGCGACAUCACGGAGGACGACCUCCGCGAGCUGUGCGAGCCGUUGGGAGAAAUCUACGAGGUGAGGUUGACCAAAGAUAAGGACACCAACGAGAACAAGGGGUUCGCCUUUGUCACCUUCAUAGACAAGGACGCGGCGCAGAGUGCCAUCGAGGAUGUGCAAGACAGGGAGUACAAGGGGAGGACUUUGCGGUGCUCUCUGGCGCAGGCAAAACACAGGCUGUUUAUUGGGAAUGUGCCCAAGGGGCUGAGCGAGGAGGAGCUGACCAACAUUAUCAAGGGGAAGGGGCCAGGUGUCGUCAACAUUGAGAUGUUUAAGGAUCAGCAUGACCCGAACCGUAACCGUGGCUUCCUCUUUGUUGAGUAUUAUAACCACGCCUGCGCAGAAUAUGCCAGGCAGAAGCUUUCAUCACGAAGCUUCAAGGUUGAUGGGAGCCAAUUGACUGUUAGUUGGGCUGAACCUAAGGGUUCAACAGAUCCUUCAUCUGCAGCUGCUCAGGUGAAGACUAUAUAUGUGAAGAACCUACCUGAGAAUGUUUCUAAAGAGAAGAUCAAGGAUCUGUUUGACAAACAUGGAGAGGUCACAAAAAUCGUCCUGCCUCCUGCCAAGGCUGGGCAUAAGAGGGAUUUUGGCUUUGUUCACUAUGCUGAGAGAUCAAGCGCACUGAAGGCAGUUAAAGGAAGUGAAAAAUAUGAAAUUGAUGGUCAAGUACUGGAAGUAUCCAUGGCCAAACCUUUGGCAGAUAAGAAACCUGAUCAUUCACACAGGUCUGGAGGAGGCCCUAACUAUCCUCUUCCUCCCUAUGGUGGUGGUUACAUGGGAGAUCCGUAUGGUGCUUAUGGUGGCGGCAGUCCUGCAUACAACCAGCCAAUGAUAUAUGGCAGAGGUCCAGCACCGGCAGGAAUGAGGAUGGUGCCGAUGGUGCUUCCCGAUGGUCGCCUUGGCUAUGUCCUGCAACAACCUGGUGGAAUGCCGCCUCCACCCCCACCAGCGGAGGGGUGGCGACCGAAGAGACAGUGGCAGAGGCGGCGAAGGGCACAGCCGGCGAUAUCGCCCUUACUAGCUUUGCCCUUGACAAAUGCACAGAACAGAACAAACUGA
This is a messenger RNA of Miscanthus lutarioriparius, 1464 nucleotides long. The record is from the annotation of a GenBank genome assembly. NCBI's taxonomy places the organism in Eukaryota, Viridiplantae, Streptophyta, Magnoliopsida, Poales, Poaceae.